Messenger RNA from Colius striatus (speckled mousebird), 4360 nucleotides. It is a transcript of the gene PDIA5, whose product is annotated as protein disulfide isomerase family A member 5. The record is from RefSeq and is a predicted model, not a curated record. Gene Ontology annotation, molecular function: protein disulfide isomerase activity. Gene Ontology annotation, cellular component: endoplasmic reticulum. Gene Ontology annotation, biological process: protein folding. Lineage: Eukaryota; Metazoa; Chordata; Aves; Coliiformes; Coliidae.
AUGAUAAAAAUGUACUCCGGUGACAAAGGAACCACAUCCCAGGAUUUUAUGCUUGCCUAUCACAAUGGCAGCACAUCCCAUAUGGCAGCGGAUGGACGGGGGGUUCGGGAGGGGUGUUGUUGCCAUGCGCCGGGCGGCUGCGGGAGCUGCAGGCGCUCUCGGGGGCGGCGCGCCCCCGCCACGCUCCGUGCCGCGGACUACAGGCCCCGUCAUGCCGCCGCGCGGGCGGGCGGGAGCGGCGGAGCGCGCCUGCGCCGCCAGACGUGGCAGCAGCCCGCAGCGGCGGCGGGUCCGGAGCGGGUCCGGGCGGCGGCAGCGAUGGCAGUGGCGGGGCAGGGCGCGGGGGCUGCGCGGCGCCGCGGCGGGCGGCUCCCGCUGCUGCUGCUCGGGCUGGCGGCAUUCUUGCCGGCGUUCGUGUGCUCUUUGAAGGUGUCUCCACUCAUAGAAAAAAUAAGUGACCACAAAGAUUUUAAGAAGCUUCUCAGGACACGGAAUAACAUACUAGUGCUGUAUUCCAAAUCAGCUGCUGCUGCAGAAAGCUCACUCAGGUUACUGUCCAGUGUGGCCCAGGAGGUGAAAGGACGAGGUACUAUAGGCUGGAUAGACUGUGGUGAUACUGAAAGCCGAAAAUUAUGCAAGAAGAUGAAAGUAGAUCCUAAUUCAAAGGAGAAAGGAGUGGAAUUACUCCAUUAUAAGGACGGUGCAUUUCAUACUGAAUAUAACAGAGCGGUCACAUUGAAGUCUAUGGUGGCCUUUCUCAAGGAUCCAGAAGGUGCUCCACUGUGGGAGGAGGAUCCUGAAGCCAAAGAUAUUGUGCAUGUUGACAGUGAAAAGGAAUUGAGGAGACUUCUGAAGAAGGAAGACAAACCCCUUUUGAUGAUGUUCUAUGCUCCAUGGUGUGGUGUUUGUAAGAGAAUGAUGCCAUCUUAUCAGCAGGCAGCUACAGAACUCAAGGGUAAAUAUGUUCUUGCAGGAAUGAAUGUUUACUCUGCUGAAUUUGAAAGGAUAAAGGAGGAAUACAAUGUCCGGGGAUAUCCUACAAUCUGCUAUUUUGAGAAAGGAAAGUUCCUGUUUCACUUUGAGAACUAUGGUGCUACAGCAGCAGAUAUAGCAGAGUGGCUGAAAAACCCGCAGGCACCUCAGCCACAGGCUCCGGAGACUCCCUGGGCAGAGGAAGAAAAUGCAGUUUAUCACCUGACUGAUGAGGACUUUGACAAGUUUAUAAGAGAUCAUUCAUCUGUGCUAGUGAUGUUCCAUGCACCAUGGUGUGGGCACUGUAAGAAAAUGAAGCCAGAGUAUGAGAAGGCUGCAGAGUUUCUCCAUGUAGCCAAUGAUAGUCCAGGUGUCCUUGCAGCAGUCGAUGCUACCGUCAAUAAGGCACUGGCAGAAAGAUACCACAUCUCAGGGUUUCCUACUUUAAAGUACUUUAAGGAUGGAGAGGAGAAAUACACUCUGCCACACCUCAGAACACAGAAGAAAAUCAUCGACUGGCUGCUCAAUCCUGAAGCACCACCUCCACCUGAGCCUGCGUGGGAAGAAAAGCAAACUAGCGUUAUCCACCUUGUUGGAGAAGACUUCAGGGAGUCCUUGAAGAAGAAGAAGCACUCUCUUGUCAUGUUCUAUGCACCAUGGUGUCCCCACUGUAAAAACGCCAUUCCACAUUUUACAACGGCUGCUGAAGUCUUUAAAGAAGAUCGGAAGAUUGCCUACGCUGCAGUGGACUGUGCCAAAGAACAGAAUCACGACCUGUGUAAGCAGGAGGGAGUCGAUGGCUACCCCACCUUCAACUAUUACAACUAUGGGAAAUUUGUGGAGAAGUAUACUGGAGAAAGAGGGGAGUCUGGAUUCACUGUUUUCAUGCGAACCCUGAGAGAAAGAGACCAUGAAAGAGUAGGAAAGAAGAAGGAUGAGUUGUAGUCCCUGCCUCAAAAGAAGCUUUCCGCUGCACUGUGAACGGUUCCAGGUCUUUUUGUUACUGCACCUGAGACUUCACAUAUUCUCAAGACAGACUUUUUUUUUAUAAACAGCCAUGGCCAUUUUGUACAAUUUUGAAAUAAAGUGAAACCACUUGAUUUUUAAAAGGAAAACAAAUUAGAAUGUUGCCAUAUUGUUUGGAAGAAAACCCAGCAUAUUUUCUCUGACCUUGUGAGACGAUGCCCUCUGACACUCCUAUGCAAUAUUUUUGUAGUCUGUAGCGUGUCUGUAGGUGAUGUUGUUUGAUGGGGUGAAUUUCUUUUUUACAGCUGUUGCAGUACAUGUGAAACACAAAUGGGAGGGGAUGCAGGUUUGGGGUUUUGUUUGUUGUUCUUUUGUUUUUAAAUGGUGAAGGAAAAUGUAAGUACUUGUAAGACAGAUUUAUCCAAAUGCAGUUUUACAUUCUUGUGAAAUGGUUACAUGUGCUUCAGCAAGAUUUAGGGGACAUUUUAAGGUGCUCAGGGAUAAAUAAGGUAUCUGACUUAAUGAAGACAUUAACAUGAACCAGUCCAGAUCUGUUGAUUUCAUUUCAGUCUCUCUGGUCUUUAAAUCAGAAGUGUUUACAUACCUUUAUAGAAUGUAUUAAGAGUGAAUUAAGCCAGGUAUCAAAAAUCAGCAGAGUAUGGGUAAAAUUAAACUAAUACCCCCUGUUUUGGUAUCAAUGUUGUCAAAUGCAUCUGUAAGUUACAGCAGAGGUUAUUAUCUUCUUGGGGUAUACAGUUACCCUUAUAGGGUAUAUAGUCUCCCUUCCAAUUACGAUUGGGCUGUAUCAAGUAUGUGUUGGAAAGUGUUACGUUCAACUGUUUUGAUAAAGGCAUAAUACCUUUGACGAUGCAGUAAUCAUGUGUAUUCCAGAACUUUGACCUUCACUUGCAUGUGGGUUCUUUCUCUUGUUGCCCUUUAAGGGGUUGCAGAAACAACCUCUGACACUACAGCAUUUGAAAUGUUUUUACAUCCUCGAUGCUUUAGAAAAACCCAAAAGAUGAUCUGGAGGUACUUAUGUCUUCACAGGAGGGGAGAGGGAGGGACAGGAUGUUGUGAAUCACUUAGAACUAAAAAUAAACUAAAAGACAAGUACUUUUAUGGUUCCUGAGCCUCGUUGAGCCCCUUCCCCGCUGGGUGACUGAUGGCCAGUUGCUGGGGAUGGUUUGGGAGGAGCAGAAGGUGAGUGGCAUCUUACUUCCUUUCUCAGUAUGUUUUUUUUCUCCUCCUUCUCUCUCUUCUAAUUAAUGGCCCUGGACAACUGACAUUCCUUAGGCUGCUGAAGCCAUUAGUGAGUAAGCUGGAAUACCAGUAGCCUGAUUGGCCUUGUAUGGUAGCCAGCUUGUUAACCGUGACAUCAGUUUGAAUGGUGAUGGAGCUGUGCCAAGUAUCUUCUCUUAUUAAGCACCUGCUGAGUGUCUUCACUCAAAAAUCAUCUGCCUGGUAGUACAUAAUAUCCCAGUGUGAAAGUAGCUUAAUUUAUUAACUUUCUUACUGUGUUUUGUUUUUUCUUCCUGUUAGCAUAGUUACUUCAUGUUGAGUUUAGUGUGUUUGCAUAAGAUCAUGGUAAGUCUUUCAAGCUAUUCUCACCUUAGUAGCAAGCUUUCUGCCCUGUGUUUAGGUCAUUAUAUAUUGAUGUCAUCUGAUUUGAAACAGGAAUCCCUUUGCUUACCAGCAAACUACUAAGGUUGAUCAGUCCAGAAUUUACAGCAUUUUUUAGAUCCCAGAGUCAAAGCAGCUGGCAUGAAAGAAAUACUGUCUCCAGAAACACUUGAGCAUUUCUGUGCAUAGGCUGUGCCUAUGUUGGUGCUAAUUGCUGGGAAAUGUGGGCUUCCUCAAAAAAAACAGGAAAGAAAAUAAUCAUAGCUUGCCAAUGGUGACAUCACUUGUCAGGAUCAUUCAGAAUUAUAGGCUUCAGUAAAUGUUUAGGAUAGGACAAUUGCACUCUGUGCUGCAGACCAGUAAUUCCUUACAGCUGGUUACACCAUAAUAAAAUGAAAAUGAAGGAUUCUCGUUUUUCCCUUCAGUCUUUUGUCAGUUACUCCUUAGAUUUGGGUAUUCAGGUUUGGUUUUUUUUCUUGGCUAAUCAUGUGUUAAUGCACAAAUAUAAAAUAUUGGAGAAUAAUUUACCUUCUGUCUCAGGGUCAUGACUCAUCUGGUUCAUAGUAUGAAUGGGUUUUGAAAAAAUACCGUUUUGAACACCAUAAACAAUUACAUCAAAUGGCUGACAGAAGCCUUAGUUACUGUGAACUAGAGUGUACCAGGAGCUAGGAGCUCUGCUUCUAAGCCUUUUUAAUUAGUAGGCCAUGUCUGGAUCUCAAUUACACUGUUGUAAUUCUGUUGCCUCCAGUGAAGCAAAAAUUGGUGUUUAUAUUUGCUAGUGAAGUCAGUUUAUGUUUAUAUU